UUCACCAAUGCGGCGUCGCCGGAACAAUAAACGCGAGCCGAAUUCGGCUGACACCACCACUGCGGUGUCUACUGGAAGCAACAGGGGCAACUCGAGCCGCAGCGAUGUGGGGCGGACUGGCCUCCCAGCAGCUGGUGGGCGCAUGCAGACACCUGGUGGCCGUGGGGGAGGCGGCGGCGGUGGUGGCCGGCGCGGCAGGAACAAGAUGGCGGCGCAACAGCAGGGUACUUCCACGCCAACACAACUGCACAAUAGGACUCCACACACAGUGUCUCAGAAGAGUUCAUUGUCUGCCCCACAUCAGAAGUCUCGUAUGGAAAAAAAAAUACUCAGUGAUUUUAUGCCUGAUGGUAAGUUUAAUCAAAAGAAUGACUCCCCCAGAAAGAGCCACAAGGUGGCUACUUCACAUAAUGUUGGGAAAAAGGCUGCUGAGGGAACAAAAUCAUCCAGACAUGCUGAGUUAAUAUUGCCAACCAAACAACAUGAAAGCGGCAGCACACUGCCUACAGCAAGAAAAGAGAAGCUGAAAAUAAAUGUUCCACAACUGACAAAUAGUAGCAACAGGUGUGGCAAAGACAAUAUUGGACAUACUGUACCUGAACUAAUGGCUGAUAAAAGCACGAAAAGAUUGGAACAUUCCAGGGAAAGCUAUGCUCAAACUGUCAAAUUUCCAGUGCAAACAAGAACGCAGCCCGAGGAAUUAGACUUAAGAGCAUCAUCUGUAUUAGAACUCGGUGGAGAAAGGGACAUCCCAGAGCCAACUAGCCCUGCAUACUCGGACAAUGAUUGUAGUUUCAUGACAUAUUCCAGUGAUGGAAUAUCUGUCAUUAUAAGCAAUGGUGGCUGUGUUUUACAUGAUGAACCACAUUCAAUUGUGCCACAUACAGCCAAGUCAGAUCUGGAGAAAUUGGGAAAAGCAUUGUGUAUUGAAAUUCCAAAGCAAGACAAUGAAACUGAUGAUGGUGUGAAGUCAGUGAAAUCUAUAUCACCAGUGUACACACCAGGGAGUACUUGCCCAGAACUAACUUUUUCUGGAUCUCCUCCACUUCUCAACAGCUUGGACUCCAUUAGCCCUGUGGACUCAGCAUGGUCCUCAAGAACCUUGUCUCCAAUCAGCUAUGAAUGCAAUUCACCGGCUGUUCUCACCAAAACAGCCUCCACUGCUGCUACUUCUGGUAGUGUGGUCACUACUACUACUCCAACUACACCAAUUUGCAGGAAGAUCCCUUCCAGUAAUAGUACAAUCUCUCCAGCAAAUGCAGAUGACACUUGGCUGUGGCUUCCUGCUAUCAUUCCACCAUUGACGUUGCUGUUACGCUGGAUUUGGUUCCCAGCACCACCACCAAAUUUGCCAUGGAGGGAUCCGGUACUCAAAGAAAAUGAGAAGGCAGCACUAACUGCUCACUAUUAUUUAAGAGGGCCUCCACCAGAUCCUUCUAAUAUUCAGUGCAUAGAGGGUAGAUGGAAGAAGGAUCCAUACUGGAGAUGGAUCCCAUCAAAUGGGGACGUGAGUGAAGGUGGACAUUGGUAUGAGUUGCCAACACCACCAGAGCCAGCUCAGGGAGCUUGGUAUCUUGUUUGGCCUGCAGAGUUACCAAUGAGUACUUCCCCUUUUAUUCCUGGUCAUGGCACAUGGCUAACAGGCACAUACUAUGCUAAGAACAAUUUGAUGCCUACAAUGCUAUUACCUCAAAAGAACUUACCACUCAUGUAUAUGUAACUGAAACUUUCCAAGACGAUGCAUUUCAAAAUUAACAUUGCCAUUGUGCAAUGUCCAGUUCAAAAGAUUUGUACAAAACCUAGUUACCUGUGUUGCAUAGGGUGUGCUUCUCAGAGAAAGCUUCAUUCUUUGUUAUUCGGAGAAUUUUAUGAGCUACUGCUAAGGUUUUGUCCUUGUGUUUACCAUUUAACACCACUAGUAAAUGGAAGUUAUGUAAUUGGGCAAUGUAUCAUUUAUAGCUGUGAGCUUGAAUCAUUGAAGCAGCAGGCAUUUGGAAUGGGCGUGGGAGUUUCUAUAUUGUAAUAAUAUUUUCUUCUGAUUGCUGAGCUAAAAAUACUCCACAAAAAUUGUGUGUUUGCUAUGUGUAAAAAGUAAAGGCAUUGAUGUACAUGAGUGAGACUGUUUAUGCACAAGUAUCCAGGUAAAGCAGAUUUAUGCUGGCAGUUUUCUGUUACCUCUUGUUAAGUGUUUACAGUUAAUAUAUUUUAAAAUAAAUUGCCUUUAUACACCAAAAAUUCGUCAUGUAUAGAAAAUCUUAACAAAGUGGAGUUGUAGUAUAUUUCUCCUGAAUCCUUAGAAAGAAAAUGACAAUCUUGUCUGACAAAUGGUUGUCCUGUUAUGGAAUGCAACAAACUCAAAUAUUGCCUUGUGGUUAAUAAAGGAGUUGGACCAUUGCUUUAUACCCAUCAGUACUGGCAGCUCUUUGACUUGAAUUAAUCAGAUUUCAAAUGACUGCCUCAUUGUUGUGGGAAGUAAAUAGUAUUGCAAAACUAAUGUUGUA
Messenger RNA from Schistocerca americana (American grasshopper), 2501 nucleotides. RefSeq lists its product as uncharacterized. The transcript has 5 exons. NCBI's taxonomy places the organism in Eukaryota, Metazoa, Arthropoda, Insecta, Orthoptera, Acrididae. The record is from RefSeq and is a predicted model, not a curated record. Bases 8 to 1720 code for a protein of 570 amino acids.